AUGGACGAAAAAUCCGCUGCUCCCGAAAAAAUUAACGAUGAAAUAUCACUAGAAACGCGAGAAAAAAUGAAUCGCCUGCGAAGCAAUACAUAUUUCGUCCGAUCGUGUAUUUUCUAUGAAUAUCGCCGAAAAACGCCAGUUUUCGAUGCGUUCCGAGCAUUCUGCAAUUGUUUUGGAGACGAUUUUAUGCAAUAUCGAGAAUUCGAUUUUCUAUAUCAUAGACUUGGCGAUGGAAGUCUGGAUUUGCGCAGUGAAGCUGGCUGGAACCCGGACGCGCUCUCAUUUUCCGACAUUCCUAUCGGCGUUAUUCACAGAAUUGUCGACGAUGUGCCACGAAUUGAUCGAUUAAUGCUUCGUAACGUGUCUCGAGGAUUGUGUGAUAUCAUUUCUGACCGAAAUCCAGGCUUUGAAAGUUAUAAAAUCACCCUUUAUAAGAAUAAAUUGGUCUUGGAGUAUGGACAUGAUCACGUGGAGUACUUGAAAUCGAAAAAAGACUGUUUCACACAAAGAUCGUGAAUCAACUAUCGAUCGCGUAUCUUACAUGGAAAUUGCACUGAAUGAUCUCAGCAAUGUUUUGAAGACUCCAAAGAUUUCGAUCAAAAAAUUUGAAAUCAAUGCGUAUGAAAGGGGUCUUAAAAACAAUCUCAAUCCUCAACUCAGUGCAAUUGAUAAAUCUCUGAAAACGCUGGAGCAAUUGAGUGUAGAAAACUUCAAUUUGUACAACGUCUCCUGUGGCUAUGCUCGUUCGAUUCUCCCGCUGCUCAAAUCUGGAAAACUCAAAACAAUCCAUAUAAGCUCCAAGUGUUCCUCGGCAAAUUGUUGCCUUGAUGACAUUAUCGAGAUGGAACAGUGGAAAGGUCUCAAAUCAGCUUACUUCCUCGGUGGCUGCAAGGUCUCGGCUUCAAUCGAGAAAUUCUUCAAUUUGGAUGACAUCUUUAUUCUCGUGAAAUCGUUGUCUGUUAGUGACACGAUCAAGAUUCGUGAUGAGCUUCUGCCAAGUCCAACCUUUCACUUUGCAAUGUUUCGUGGCGAUAUCCCAAAUUCAGUUGAAAUUGCGAAAGUUUUCAAUCCAGAGUAUUCGGGCGGUGUGGAGGGCACUUUCGAAUUUAAGGCAAACGAAUCCAAUUACGUCAUCAAGAUUUGCCCGGACUCAUUGCAGAUUGAUAAGAAACGUUAA
Molecule: messenger RNA, 1177 nt
Organism: Caenorhabditis elegans
Lineage: Eukaryota; Metazoa; Nematoda; Chromadorea; Rhabditida; Rhabditidae
Source: the annotation of a RefSeq genome assembly